Messenger RNA from Hevea brasiliensis (rubber tree), 1777 nucleotides. Its product is annotated as ethylene-responsive transcription factor ERF110. Gene Ontology annotation, molecular function: DNA-binding transcription factor activity; DNA binding. Bases 242 to 1612 code for a protein of 456 amino acids. The record is from RefSeq and is a predicted model, not a curated record. The transcript is spliced from 2 exons. NCBI's taxonomy places the organism in Eukaryota, Viridiplantae, Streptophyta, Magnoliopsida, Malpighiales, Euphorbiaceae. Gene Ontology annotation, biological process: regulation of DNA-templated transcription; ethylene-activated signaling pathway.
AAAAAAAAAAAAAAGCAACUUAUGAUCAUAUUUAUCAUGAAUGAUAUGUUCUUGGUGCCUCUGCAAGUGAUUACUAUUUUAAUGGCGGCUGAUCAAAUUUGAAUUCCCCAUCACCUUAUAUAACCAUAAUCCUUCUUUGUAAAUUCGAUUCGAAGAGGGUACUCCUAUUUUUUGCAAAUAGGAGAAGAAAAGAGCAAAGGAAAAAAAACAAUAAAAACACCCUCUCUCUAUCUAAUAUUACAUGUGCUUGUUGAUUUUGAAGGUGGCGAACCAGGGAGACUCAGGCGAGUACAUCAAGUACCCUGCUACUACAGAAAGCGGAGAUGAUAACCAAGAAGAGAGAUAUACACAAACUGUAACCUCAGAAUCCGUGUUAAAUCAGCCAAUACAAGUCGUCGCGCAAUCGGCAACUAUGUUUCCUGGUUAUGGCAGUGCAAGGGAGAUGUCUGCAAUGGUAUCAGCUCUUACUCAAGUGAUAUCAGGUCAAAGAGCUGGUGACCAUGGGGCUGGUUUAGGAGGUGCAAUAACAUCUAGUUAUGGAGGUAUUGGUGUUAUUUCUCCAUCUGGUGUUUAUUCAUCUUCUUCUUCUUCUUCACCUCCUUUGUCUGCUUAUUCCUCUACUUCUGGAUCUGGUUUCUGGAGUGGACAAAAGAGAGGGCGUGAAGAAGAGGGUGCACCUCAAUUGAUCGAGUCUGUGCCUAGGGUUUAUAGAGGAUUUGGUGAUUUCAAAAGUUCUCAAGGAGAUUCAUCUUCUUCUGGUGCAACUGUGACAGAAGAGCCAGCUGCUACAAAUAUAGUCCCCACCCCAACCGCCACUACCACCACCACAACCACAGCACCACCGACAUCGUCAGCUGAAACAGUAGUAUCCUAUGAAGAAACUGGAGAGCGGAGAAGAAGAUACAGAGGAGUUAGACAAAGGCCGUGGGGUAAAUGGGCAGCUGAAAUACGUGAUCCGCAUAAAGCAGCAAGAGUCUGGCUUGGCACAUUCGAUACUGCAGAGGCCGCCGCCAGAGCCUACGACGAAGCCGCGUUAAGAUUUAGAGGAAGUAGAGCUAAACUAAACUUCCCUGAACAUGUCAGAAUAUUGCCACCUCCAAUGGAAAAUGUUCCUAUUUCCCAAAUCCCUAUCGGUCUUCAACCAACGUCUCAGUUACAGUCAUUGUUAUCUCAAGCACCUCAAGCGCCACCGCAGCAGGGGACGCUGCCGCCACAGUUCUUUCUGUCUCAGGCUGAUGCGAUGAGAGAUUACAUGGAGUACUCCCAGCUGUUACAGAGCACUGGGGGCUUGCAUGGAAUUCAACCCUCGAGUUUGAUGGAGCAUAUGAUUUAUAACCAGCAGAUGGCAUCUUUACAAUCGACUGUUUCAAUGACUUCUUCUCUAUCUUCAUCGCCUUUAUUAUCUUCAUCCAUUUCAGCUCCUUCGCUUGCAGCAUCUUCUUCUGGGUCAUUAUCAUCAUCUUCUUCAUCCUCUGCCUCAUUUCCUCUGCUUUUUGCUGAUCAACAAUUAGGUUAUUUCCGGCCCCCGCGAAAUCAGAAUCCGCCCACUGGUUCUGAUUUUCCGGUGCCGCCAUGGACAGAUUCUAGCAGCUACCCUUCCUCCACUAGAUAAAAAUAAUUCCACAUUUUUAGUUAAUAUUUAUAGUUUCUUUUUCUAUUUUUGAAAAUUCAGAAUAUUUUUCCAGUCAUUAGUAUUUCUUUUAUAUAUUUUUCCAUUCUGUAUUUGCAUGUAGCAUUGGGCUAUUUUUAUAGUAAUUAUCGUUUUUCUUUUUAGAAA